Catharus ustulatus (Swainson's thrush) is the source of this 2297-nucleotide messenger RNA. It is a transcript of the gene MYLK4, whose product is annotated as myosin light chain kinase family member 4. The transcript has 15 exons. Bases 25 to 1827 code for a protein of 600 amino acids. Lineage: Eukaryota; Metazoa; Chordata; Aves; Passeriformes; Turdidae. The record is from RefSeq and is a predicted model, not a curated record. Gene Ontology annotation, molecular function: ATP binding; protein serine/threonine kinase activity. Gene Ontology annotation, biological process: intracellular signal transduction; protein phosphorylation; positive regulation of apoptotic process. Gene Ontology annotation, cellular component: nucleus; cytoplasm.
GUGAGGAAGGAAAGUGUCCUGAGCAUGGGAGGGAAGCAGAAAAAGCUGAUCUCGAUCAAUGACAACCUGAAACAUCCAAUCCAAGAAAGAGGAGAAAUCAGAAGUUACGAGUGUUCACUGGUUUAUGAAUCUAAGGUGGAGAGGAGAACAGACAGUAAAUUAACUGGACACAGUAUGAAGCUACUUAAGAUUAACAGGCUGGAAGAAAUAAAUACACGAUUCAGCACAAGCAGUCUAGAAAAAACAGCCUUUUUUCAGAGUGUGGAGAAAAUGAAGAUGACUAGAAGCUUUCAGGAAGAAAAAUUCAGUGAAUCAGGUCCUGGAACAGAAGAUAAAAAGGUCAUCCAAGAAAAGUCACAUUUCAGUGAAACAGAAACAAAAGAAAAGAAGCCGCCAGAUUCAACAGAUGGGGACAUACAGCAGAGUCAGUCCUGCUCUCAGGAAGAAGAAGUUGACAAGCUUAACAAGGAAAAUGCUAAGAGGGAAAGUUCUGUUCUGCCUGAAGUGGAUCCUCCCAAAUUUCAUACUGAAACAUCAGAGGAGAAAGAAGGAAGUUUGUCUUUAGAAAGCCAUUAUGAAUAUAGGAGAAACUCUUUUCAGGAAUCACUCACUCCAGAAAAGAAACAAGAAGAAGAUGCUGUUGAUGAUGCUUGUCAAAAACUAACUGUGCAGGAGACAGAGAGUGAGUCCCCAGCAGAUGAGGAGAAGAAAAAGGAACAUCAGAUGCCUGAAGGUGCACUUGAGGAACAACAAAAGGAGAAAGAGAAGGAAGGGGAGGAAAAUGCUGAUAAGAGUGUAAAAGCUGCUGUGGAACCACCAGCUCCUUCCCAAAAGGAGGAUAAGGCAGAACAAAGUCAUGAUGAAGAGGUAUCAGAGGGAAGGUGUAAAAGCUGCGAAAAAGAUGACACUCCUACUCCACCAGCGCCAUUUGAUCACCGGAUUGUCUCAGCCAAAAGGGUGGGGAUCAGCAAUUACUAUAAUGUCAACGAGGAUGAAAUUCUGGGAGGAGGGCGAUUUGGGCAAGUGCACAAAUGUGAAGAGAAAGCAACAGGUCUCAAGCUGGCAGCCAAAAUUAUAAAAGCACAAGGUCCAAAACAGAAGGAUGAAGUUAAAAAUGAAAUCAAUGUCAUGAACCAACUGAAUCACGUGAACCUUAUCCAGCUAUAUGAUGCCUUUGAAUCUAAAAAUGACAUUGUACUCGUCAUGGAAUAUGUGGAAGGAGGAGAGUUAUUUGACCGAAUAAUUGACGAGAACUACAAUUUGACAGAGAUGGAUACUAUUUCGUUCAUAAAACAGAUCUGCAAGGGAAUUCAGUAUAUGCACCAAAUGUACAUUCUUCAUUUGGAUCUCAAGCCUGAGAAUAUCCUGUGCGUGAAUCGAGAGGCAAAUCAAAUAAAAAUUAUUGAUUUUGGAUUGGCAAGAAGAUAUAAACCCAGGGAAAAACUUCGAGUUAACUUUGGGACUCCAGAAUUUCUUGCUCCUGAAGUUGUGAAUUAUGAGUUUGUCUCUUUUCCUACAGACAUGUGGAGUUUAGGAGUCAUUGCUUAUAUGCUCCUCACUGGAUUGUCUCCUUUUUUGGGUGAUGAUGACAAUGAGACCCUCAACAAUAUCCUGGCCUGUAACUGGGAUUUUGAAGAUGAGGAAUUUCGAGAUGUGUCUGAUGAGGCCAAAGAUUUCAUAUCAAAGCUUCUCAUCAAGGAAAAAUGCUGGAGAUUAAGUGCAACUGCUGCCUUAAAACACCCAUGGUUAACAGACCACAAGCUCCACUUCAGACUCCAGAAAAAGGCGAAAGGUGUCUGUGUGUCUCAAGCACCCCAGGCUCAAUAACCUCUCUGAAAGAGCUGCCAAACAGAAGAAAAGCUGCUGUGUGGUUACUGCUGCUAAGAGAUUUGAAAAUAUCAGCAGUCUCGGUGCUUUACCCCCCUGCCAUGACUGAGACUUCUACUAAAUGGACCAACAGCACUUUAGUUGCAGGACAAGUCCCAGCAUUGUGGAGCUGCUUCUUCUCUAUUCAGCUGUUAAAAGAAGGAAAGUAUUUCUCCAGGCUGCAGGAAUGCGUUUCUUUUGGAGCAGCAUGUUCUCCAUGCCUGCAAGUGCUACAUUAGCUUGGUUUCAUAAUGAACUUUUCUCUAUCUAGUCUUAUAUCUUCAUUUACUUAUCAAAGGCUCCUUACGGUUUAAAUUAUCAUGCAAAAUUAACUGUUUCUCAUCUGAGCCCAGAAGGAAAUCUGUCACUAUGUUAUAUCUCUAGCCAAGGUUCAUUUGACACUGGAGUAAAAUAAUUUUUAGAAAAACAAA